GAAAAUCCAUUUGCAGGUUCCCUAUUUAGGCCAUUUUCUCCUACCAAAUAUAUUUCUAAGAUGACUCGAAGAUGUAUUUCAAAGUUUCUCUAAACAUGAGGCCACAUUGCUCUAAACAUGUCAUCUAUUGGAUAUGGCUACCCUGUGUGCUUCCCCAGAUCCUGCUAAAUUGUGGAUUAUAGACACAAAUUGCUUCUUGUACCACCUGUUGGAAACUCUAAAAUUACAGAUCACAUGUAUGCUUAUGUCAAUGAAAAGUAUGUUUUACCUCUGAUAAAAGUUACAGUCUCAGAACACAGUCUGUUCGUAACUACCAUUCAUGGUUCACAUGGACCAGAAAAUCAGUUGCAAACUAAGCAGUUUAGGGGUGCCCAUCAAAAUUAUGUGGUCAACUGUCCAGAAAUUCUCCAUUCUAAAGUGAACAGCUUCAAUAAGCCACCAACUGAAGGCAAAGCUAGGUCAUGUUCUCUUUUAGAUUUCUAAUUUAUCAAUUUGUUUAGAGAAGUUCUAAUGGGAAGUUCUAUCUAUGAGGGAAUGAAAAUGGUUAUUGUGUUUACAGAUUAGUGAAUCAAUCUGCACAUUUGGUUAAAUCAGAUAUUUUAUGACAAAUCAAAUUCUUCAAAUAUCAAAGGAUCAAACUUUGGAAUCCCUCCCUGUAGAAUCCAGAUGGUAUUUACAAAUUUUGCAAUUCUUUGCAGAUUCUACGUGUACAGAUUCAGAUCGCAAUUAGAACGCCACAGCCUUCGCUAUCAUUUUACGACAGACUCCACUCCUGGAGCUGGGAACCCAUCCUAUCAAGCUGUGGGUUACGUAGAUGAUAUACAGAUUUCAAGAUAUGACAGUAAGACCCGGAGAGUACAGCUUCUCCUGCCCUGGAUGGAGACAGAUAUAAAUCCUCGUCAUUGGGAGAAUCAGACCUGGAUUGCUCAGUAUUAUGAGGGAAGGCAGCAGGAGAUAACACGUGACAUAAUAAAACAUUUCAACAACACCAAAGAUCGAAAUAACGGGCUUGUUUUACAAGUUCGAUUUUGGUGCCAGAUGUCUGGAGAUGAGGAUGAUAACGUUAGCGGAUAUGAAGAGUUUGCGGCCAAUGGGGAUCAUUUUAUAGCGUUGGAUACAUUUAUGUCCAAGUAUGUUUCUCUGAAGCCUGAUGCGAAUAAGAUGACGGAUGCCUGGAACAGCCGCAAGUCCAGCGCUGAAAAGCAAAAGUGGUAUAUGGAGCAGGAGUGUAAGACAUGGUUCAAGGUCUACCUGGACUAUAUGAAAGAGAGCUUAAAGCCUGUACGUCCAGAAGUGAAGGUGUGGGAUCAUCAUCAAUCAGAGGAGAAGACGAGACUUCAUUGUUUGGCAUACGGUUUUCACCCCCCAGAUGUGGAUGUGAAGUGGGUGAGGAAUGGAAAGGACCAUAUUCCUUCAUAUGAAAUGACUCCAAUUCUCCCCCAUCCUGAUGGCACCUAUCAGAUCAGAGUCAGUGUGGAAGUGCCAACAAUGGAGGGAUACAACUACUCCUGUCAUGUGCACCACAGCAGUCUGGAUUAUGUUCUUAUUGUGACUCUGACAGAACAGGAUAUGCAAGAAUCAAAAACGGGAAAACAGUCCUCUGGGCUCACAGCACUGUAUAUUGUCAUUAUCGUUUUAAUUCUUUUGGUGAUUUGUGGUCUUGUGAUCAUUGUAAAGAAAUUCUAUUCAAGACGUGGACAGGCUGUAAAAACAGAAGAAGAGGGGAUGGAGGAAAGCGAUAGUUGACUAGCCCCGCUGCAAUUCUUUUUCUUUCAUGUAUACAUGUCAUCUUUAUUACCUAUUUAUAUCACUUAUAUCACAAUGCAUUCCUGUUCAAAGUACCAAAACAAAAAGGAAAGCUGCUAUUGGGUGUAAAGUACUGGUACCUAGAGGUGCGCAUGUCUGCAGCAGACUGCAAGUUCCCAUCGCUACACCUGAAUACCCAACUCUCCUGAUGGGGAAAGUUCUGACACUUCCAGUGCGAGAGAUUGUGGAAUUUCCUCCCAUGGGGUCAGGGAAGCUUCAGUACAACCAGGAAGAGCCGGAGCUUUGGCCAUCAGAAGAGUCGGGUGAUCAGACAUGAUGGUGGAGCAUUGCAGGCUUCUGCAAGCAUGUGCACCUCUAGGUGUCUGCACUUUACACCUGCAGCAGUGUAAAAAAAAA
Messenger RNA from Rana temporaria (common frog), 2163 nucleotides. Its product is annotated as major histocompatibility complex class I-related gene protein-like. Gene Ontology annotation, cellular component: external side of plasma membrane. Lineage: Eukaryota; Metazoa; Chordata; Amphibia; Anura; Ranidae. The record is from RefSeq and is a predicted model, not a curated record. The transcript has 6 exons. Gene Ontology annotation, biological process: immune response. The coding region runs from base 667 to 1746 and encodes 359 amino acids.